AUGAAUGUUUCGAUUGAUAUCGGAGGUCCAGCAACUCCACAAAUAACCUCAACUUUAGUUCCCGUAGAAGGUUCAAACGCAGACAAUGGAGACGCUGAAUCCAUCCAAUGUGCAACAAACGCUGACGAUACUGCACCUCCACCAGGUGAUAAAUGGACAGUUCAAGGAAAAAUAAAUCAAGUAUUUUACAGUGCAAAUCUUGAUCAAACUUUACAAACACCAGGACCUCAGGAUCGUGGCUAUUGCUAUUAUUUUGGAGGAAAUGGAGAACAAAUGGGUGGUCAAGUGGAUAGUGGCAUAUGCAACAUGUCACAGUUUAUUAAUUUGACAGCUUAUUCAAUGCAUAUCGAUGGGCAAUCGUUAUCUUUUACUUUGUCUGCAUAUCUGGGUGGUGUUGAUGCUCAAGAGGAUAAUGCACUUGUCAGUGUUGAUUUUAUGGAUAACGAUUAUAAUAUAAUAGAUAACCAGCAAAUUGGGCCAGUUUCUGCGUCUGAUAGGAAUUUUCAAACAUCACUGAUUUAUCGUGAAACAGUUGGUACAAUCAAAGUAUUAACACGUUAUAUAAAUGUAUAUUUAAUAUUGACACGAACAUCGGAUGUGACGAUAUAUGGAACAAACAAUGAUGGAAAUGCUGAUGCUCUUUCAUUUAUUAUCAAUCCCCCUGGUGAGUCUACUAGGGCAUGGUCUACUGGCGAUGUUCGGCAGGGUGAAAUAUUUUUUAGAUCCCCUCUUGUUCGGACUUUUGCACUUGGGUUCUAA
Molecule: messenger RNA, 759 nt
Organism: Didymodactylos carnosus
Lineage: Eukaryota; Metazoa; Rotifera; Eurotatoria; Philodinida; Philodinidae
Source: the annotation of a GenBank genome assembly